GCAACGUUGCUUCAUGGUGUUGAUGGGUCUGCUCACCCACCGUUGAAGUAUAGCCAUCCAUUCUUCCUGCAACAAUUGAGCCGAGUCUGCCAGAGUACUGUAUGCUGUAAUUUGGCGAUUGACAGCGAGCUUGAGCUGGUCGCAAAUAUGCUCAAUUGGUCUGAGUUCAGGCGAGUUCGCAGGGCACACCAUUCGCUCCAGUUAAGCCGCACCAGUCGAGAACUCAGUGACGACUCUCCCCUGUGA
This is a messenger RNA of Paramuricea clavata, 246 nucleotides long. Lineage: Eukaryota; Metazoa; Cnidaria; Anthozoa; Malacalcyonacea; Plexauridae. The record is from the annotation of a GenBank genome assembly.